AACCUUAUCAGUCUCUUCCUUUCCCAUACAACUGGGCAUUUACACGACACUCCCACGUCUCUCUCGUGUUAGUUCCUUUUUCCUUCAGGAUCCGUAAUGCAUGACGAUUCCCUCGCUACAUGCACGCACCUAAUGUCUGCUAUAAAAGACCGACGUUGCUUUCCACCUCCCACAGUCUCUCUUGGCAAGCGCGACCGUUCCCAAACUCCCUCACCUUCCUUGAAUCCUCAUCCUUUUACACCGACGGUCUUUUCGCUGCGCUGACUGACUUUUAUAUCCUCUCUUUGACCGACCAAUGGUAAUAAUGAAAGCAUCUUUUUUCCUCCCAUUCCUCGCCGCUUCCUACGUUGCCGGGCACGGAUACGUGCAAAAGGUCACCAUCGACGGUACAGAGUACACCGGUCCUGCUGUUGGUUCUGGCAGCACCGAUGGAAUCACCCGCGAGGUGUCGACCCAGGAUCCCGUCAAGGGCGCGAGCAAUCCCGAUCUUACCUGUGGGCCAAGUGCCAUUGCAGCCAGUCAAGUUGCCGAUGCCAAUCCAGGAAGCUCCAUCUCAUUCUUGUGGACAGGCGCUAGCGGUUCCCCAUGGCCCCACAAUGUCGGACCUAUGAUGGCCUACAUGACCAAUUGCGGCGACCAGUCAUGUGCUGAUUACAAUACAACAGGCACAGAAUGGUUCAAGAUCGAAGAAGCUGGCAGGACCAACGGCACUUGGGCACAAGCCGCUCUCAUGAAUGGUGUGCCCGCCCAGGUGAUCCUUCCAAGUAACCUCGCUGCUGGCAACUAUAUUAUCCGCCACGAGAUAAUCGCCCUUCAGAACGCCCAGGCGGAAGGAGGUGCAGAGUUCUACCCUUCCUGCACCCAGCUCAAAGUGGGAGGCUCUGGCACCGGUGUUCCUUCCAGUAGUGAUCUCGUAAAGUUGCCUGGGGCUUACAGCGACACUGAUCCCGGUAUCCUGGUCGAUGUUUACUCUAACCCGGAAGCCUCGUAUACUUUCCCUGGUCCUCCAGUCGUCGACCUUGGUGGUAGCGGCUCGAGUGCAUCCGCCUCCGCCGCUGCCUCUGCCUCUUCCGCUACCUCCACCAGCGCGUCUUCUGAUUCGCAGGGAAGUUGCAAAUUAGAGAAGCGUAUAGUUACCAACGACACCCUAACUGUCGUCAAGAGACCCCGCCAUGUAUCUAGAAUCAUGCGUGGUUUGGAUUUUUCUUUUUACAGGCAUUAACGCGCUAGAACGCAUCUGAUGCUUGCACGCUGGCUCGUGUUCUGUGUUUUGACAUGCUAGUUCAUGUUUUAUUCCCUGAAUGUUUGAUACCUUUUUCUUCUUUAUACCCCUUCAUCUUCUCAUGAUCAUGACCUCUUACUCUCAUUAGCUAUUUGGCACGCUUGUAUGAGUUGUAUUGCUAUCCUUCAUCGUAUGCUGUAAUCUAAAUGGCUAGCCCACGAUCUUGUACUGAUUAAAUUGCAUGGCUGUAAACCAAUCAUAGAC
Molecule: messenger RNA, 1486 nt
Organism: Guyanagaster necrorhizus
Lineage: Eukaryota; Fungi; Basidiomycota; Agaricomycetes; Agaricales; Physalacriaceae
Product: glycoside hydrolase
Exons: 4
Coding region: 305-1222 (305 amino acids)
Source: RefSeq, a predicted model, not a curated record